AGUAAUGCGCUGUUAGCGUUUGCGCGCCGCCGCUAAACCAAAGACAGAAGUUGUUGUUGUUGUUGUGAAGAUGUGUCAGUGUUUUGAUAUUUAACAUGUCGUGUGCAGCUGUGAAUUGUACAAAUCGUCAUUCACCAGGAUCUAGUACAAGUUUCCAUCGUUUCCCAUUAGGUGAUAAAGAUCGGCUUCAGCAGUGGCUGGUGAACAUCAGACGUGAUCAUUUCAAGCCAUCUCCAUCUUCUCGCUUAUGUUCCCACCACUUUAAAGACAGUUGCUUCUUCACAAACAAUAAAGGUCAAGUGUGCCUUGCUAAAACGGCUGUCCCUACCUUAUUUUUCAUCCCUGGCCCCUUUCAGAAGCAGCCACGGCGCACCCAAGUAAGGCAGAGGAGCGUGGAAAGCCAUGAAUUCCAUACGUACUGUCUCAAAAGGGAUGACGGGAGAAAGUUUGUGGAGGAGGAAGAUCCAGACAUGACUGAAACUAGUGGGACCCCAGUGAUUUACCCCACUGAAAUAUGUGUCGUUGCAGUUAGACACGAUCAUUGCUACUGUUCUUGGUCUGCAAACACAGCUUGCAGUUCCAUGGAGGACAGCAGCUCGACGACAGACAUGCAGGAGACCGAAUCGCCCGAGAUGUUGAAGUACAAUUUGAACUUAGUCCUGAGAAAGAUUAAGGCUUGCAGAAAAAAGAUGAAACUGAAGAAUGCUACGAUUAGAAGGUUAAAAAGAAAACUGACUUCACUGUCUUCCAUCAUUUCCGAGCUGAAAGCGAAAGAUCUCAUAGAGACGAAACACACGUUACCCUCAGGCAAAGCAAGUUCUGAAAGGAUCUAAACCAUGGGCUCCAGCUCAAACUCCAGAGCAGUCGAGAGCUGUAAAAUAAUUACUCCUGUCUUCCUCUCUUCACGAAGUGCUGGAUCCUGGACUCCAAACUCUCGCAGCGCGGCCGGUCCAGAAGAGGCUGGUACUUCCUCUGCCUGGAGCCCUCCAUGAGCCAACAAUGCAGAGAUGACAUCUCUAAGAAAACAGAAACAAAAAAUUGUUUUACAAUGGUUUUUACAUGCAACUCUUUUGAUAAACAGCAGGCAGUAUGUUAGUAUUUCAUUCCGGACAUAUAAGUCAAUAUGAGUCGUAGUUUCAGUAUGGACGCACACCUGUGUUUGUUUUCUGAAGGCCUUGGAUCAUGCCGAGCAGAACUUGGGUUUUCACUGCGUUCUGAACCCAGUGUUGGUACAGAGAGUUCAGGACGUGGUUCUCCUCCUCCGUUUCAUUCCUCCAAUUCACACCCUCGAAGUGGCAGUCAUACAGCACCAAAGGAUAAUCCACCGCCAUGCUAGAAAACACAGGCGACUUUAAUUAACAGUCACCAAUUUAGUCAAGAAAAUGAACGUUCCUACAGAUCUGAAAUGUUAUUAUUGUGAAAGAUCAAGUUCUUGCUGGUCUGAGCAAUACACAACUUCAGAAUCCAGAAUUAGCUCUGGAAAUACUGAAAUAAAACUCACCUGUAUUGAGGUUUCCUUGGGUUUUUCUCCACAUCCAGCAGCUGAUCAAUGAUUUCUGGUGCUUCAAGCUUCUGUCCAAUAUGCAACAGCAAAGCCAUCAUGCAGCGAACCUGGAAAAGCAAAGUUAUUGGUUAUGUUCAGAAUGGAAUGCUAGCGACUGCUGAUAAACACCGCAGUGUACAACUGUGUACUAUUUUUUUUUUUAAAGACACCUUGUUAACUUCAAUAAAAUUGAAUACAUCAAAACUCAA
Messenger RNA from Cyprinus carpio (common carp), 1752 nucleotides. RefSeq names its product THAP domain-containing protein. The transcript is spliced from 4 exons. The record is from RefSeq and is a predicted model, not a curated record. Lineage: Eukaryota; Metazoa; Chordata; Actinopteri; Cypriniformes; Cyprinidae. Gene Ontology annotation, molecular function: sequence-specific DNA binding. Bases 96 to 833 code for a protein of 245 amino acids.